CCUUAUCACAUUCCUGAAAAAGAGUCGUUGACAACGUUUACUUUUAAUUUUCUUAGUUCGUUAAUUAUGACAGGGGAACCGUUGUAGAUUUUAUAUACUGAUUAAGUUGAGCACGUUAAUGCAUUGAAGGUUUUGGAUAAUGUUGAGCUGACGCUUAUUUUAAUUUUAUGGGUAAUAACACUGCCAGUCAAUAGCCUACAGGAAGUGAACUUUUCCAGUAGUGCCCAGUGUCCAAUAGAGACCACUGAACAUAUAUUUGCAUAACAAACAGGCUGUACAUACCACUACACAAGUCUUUUGUAAAAUGAAAUAACAAACUAGUGGUCUGGAUGUACCGUUUUACUACGACAUGAUAUAGUAAUAACAGUAUGGUUCUUUGAUGAACUUACUUGAACAUUUGGAAGAGGCUGUGAGAGGAAUAUCCAGAUUACAAAAAAAUGUGAUACAUGAAAAUUAUAUUGAAAACUGGCUGAACACGAAGUAGGGAAAGGAUAAUGAUUCGACAAGGACUGGUGCAGGAGAAAGUUGCAGAUCUGGCUAUGGGCAGUCAGCUGCCUCAACUCAACAGUAACUACCCACAGUGGGCGCGGGUCAACACGCUGGACAAAGCCAGAUAUCCCAAGCCAUUUGUCAAGGAUCGACUGAUGGCCAGCGAGGAGGACAAGAAGGACGAGGAUGGGUUUGUGAUAGACAAUUCGGAAAUGAACCCGACACAGAGGAUUCUCUAUCUGGAGAGGAGCCUGCUGUUCCUCAGGCACCAGCACCAGGACGUGUUGAGAAGUUUGCAUGAAGAGAUUGAAUCCUUGAAACGAGACAACAAAGAUUUACAGUUCAAGAUUGUGAUGAGUCAGAAACCGUACCGUAGCAAGAAGAAAACUGACGAGGACCAUGGAGCUGAUGGGAAACACGAUUCUCUAAGUAAAGAUUCAUCAUUGGAUUCAUUUUCAAAAGAUGAUGAUGACUCUUUGAGGUCUAGAGAUGAAAAACUGGAUGAAAUUAAAGUGGUGUUUUUGGAAGAAGAAAUUAAGGAAUUGAAGCACGGACUCCGAGAGACUCGCAAUCGUAAUACUUACCUCACCCAACUUCUUGAACAGUCGGAGGAGCAGAGAAAAAGACAACAAGCCUCAAUGGAUACAAUGAAAUACCAAUCUCCACAGGAGAGCAACCCAACAGCUAAUAUAUCAGAUCAGAUAACCACAGGAAAUGGCUUGCUGCAGACAAAUGGCCGUCCUCUGACAUUGGCAGAAUGUCAUGCCAUUAUACGGCAGCAGAAAAAUGUUAUGGAACAACAAACACAUGAGCUGGAAUCGUUAAAAUCUGACCUCCGGGAUGUUCUAUACUCUCACAAGUGGACGCCGGAUGCCUACCUCCUUGCUAAGGCAUACAUUGCCGCAGAUGAUCUCAAACACAUGAGCACCAAAUCAACACUGCCCAGGAUACAACUCAAACAACAGACUAGAAAACUACCUGAAGGGGUGUAUCUUCAAGACACUCUUACCCUCCCUGCCCUGAAGCAGACGGUCAGCAACAAAGCCAUUGAACGAAGGAAAAGAACACAGAUUCUGCAGAAGGCACGGUUGAGGAAAGAAGUGUUGCCAUAGAAACAUGCCAUUUUAGAUAUAUAUUUAGAGUUAAACAUGUAGAGGUUCUAGUUAUGAGAACGGUUAGAACUUUGCCCACACUGAUUCACCAUCCGAUAUUAAUCUUGUUUUAAUUAUUUUCACCGAAGCAGUGUUUUGGAGAGCUGUUCAUUACUAUUAAAACUGUUGUCAAUACAAGAAAUAAGGUGGAAAACAAAAAUUACGUUCAAGUCACUGCCAUAAUGAGGUUGAAUAUAUCAAGUUUAUAGAAAUAUUGUUUUAAUGAGCAGGGAAAUACUAUACAUAUAUCCUUUUGCAGUUUAUUUCAAUUAACGAAUCAUUGGUAUGUAAUCUUAAAUCGGACAUUUCCAUGGCGGAUUUUAAAUAAAAACAUGAGCUGAAUAUCUUGCAUAACCUGGCAAAUAAUGACAAAUUAUCUCCCUUUAGGACAGGUCACUAGGAACAUUUAAAAUCAUUUUUAAUGGGACACCAGUGGGAAUAAAUCCAACAGUGUUCCUUGUAACAUCUAAGUAACUCAUAUAAACCAGUGUGGAAAACUCUAAUCUGGGUUUGAUGAUUUUAAACCACAUUGUUUCUGUAACUAUCCUAGUGUAUUGUGUUUAAUAUGAGUCUAGGCAAGGGUGCUUUUUAAUCUCAUUUUAGGUGUCGGGGGUUUUCUGUCGUACAUUGCACUCAUCAUCAAGACCAUGGAUGGCACAUUCUAAAUGUGCGAUUCACAUUGCAGAUAUUAAGUACGGAGGUUGUUAUUAUUAUUAAAAUAUAGCUGUGAGUGAUGUGAGACAUCAGUAAAUUUAAUUGUUUGUAGAUGUAGCUGUAUGAACAUUAUUGUGAUUUCACACACACAUUCAUGGCAUUACAAUAUUGCCCAAUAAAUUAAAAGCAAAUCUCCUGUCUCCACUUUUCAAUUAAUACAGAUACUGAAUUCUUGUUGGUCACAUGGUUUUGUUGUUUUUUAACUUACCACAAUUUAAACUCUACAAAUUUGCUCUCCAUAAACUAUUUUAGCAUGCAUAAUUUAAAGUAAAUACCUGGUUACUUUUAGUGAGUAAAUGUUUUAACAAAAUGUAGGAGAAAUUCAGUUUAGUAAAGAAAAAAGGAAAUGUGUGCACAGGCAGAUUACAUUUAUCAGCUACUGGAUACCAAUCCCAAUUAUUUGAAGAGUAAAUUUAAUUGUAAUACAAAAUAAUACAAUGUAAACUUCAAGACCUAAACAAUUUUUUUUGCUCAUCACUACCAGUCACAUUUUCCCUUUUGUAGUUCUAAAAUUGUAAAAAUGCAUUUCACACUAACAUUUCUUUAAUAAUUUUAAAAUUAUAUAUUACAUUUUGUACAGGUUUAAAAUACAAAAAAAACUAAAUUUAUCUGUGAUAAAAUACAAAAAUUGACAAACAGCUAAACUUUACAUUACAAAAGACCUAAUUUACAAUUGGCAAAUUUCCUCUCAUGAAUAGAGAUUAUGAGUCUCUGUUGUAAUAACUCUACACAUAAUACAGUUUGGAUGAAUAGCAAUUGAAUGAAACUCAUGCAAGCGUGUUGUGCAGUUAUUUGGGUUUUGUUUUCUGUUUUUUUUCUUCUCCUUUUGUUGCCGUGUACUUUAUGCUUUCCUCUUAAAUGUCACUGAAAGACCGUCAAUGUUUGAGGCCACAUAAUAAAAACUGACAUAACAAAUCACCCUUUGCUGCAAACAGUACUUUACACACCACCUACAAAGUAAGUAAUUAUUAAGUGCCCCCACCCAUCAUUUGUCACAGCAAAUAUUGCUUCUUAAACCUGUGAGUAAAGGGCUCUCGGGCAUGUACAUAACAAUCUUUAUAAGCCGGUUGUCUUAAUAUUGAAGUAAAAUAUAUCUUUAAAUGAAGUACAUUUGCAUUCAUUCAUUCAUUCAUACCUGUAAUUAUAAAAUGUUCAGCCUGGAAUUGCCACAACAAUAUCUGCUGUAUGUUUUUUUUCAUUUGGAUGCAGGUUAUACUCUAUACUCCCUUAAGUGCUCUUAACUGAAAAGUUAGGGUUUUCCCCUGUCCAUCCAUUUAAGAACCAUUAGUUUUUAUCAUUAUUGUGUGUAUACAGUUUGUUUUAUAGAUUCUAGUAGUCAACAGCCUGACAUUAUGAGGGUUUUGUGAGUUUAGUAAAGUUAUUCUUAUUAUUGUUGUGUAUAUAUUGGUUGAAGUUCUUUUUUAUUUAAUUAGUCAUACUGAAUGCUGUGUCUUCAUUAGAAAUGAUUUUAUAAGAUAACCUGGUAUGUGGUUAUCAGUAUAUAAUCAAACCCCCAAACAUUACCACCACCCUCCCAUCAAAUAAAACCAUUAACUGACUGGUCUCGAAUAACAACAUUGUCUCAGUACGCCACAACAAAGUGUACAUUGGAAUGAAUGGCACAAACGGGAAGUGACUGAAAGUUUUGUUUUGUUUUUUCUUUAGUUCAGUUGUAUUGUGACAGAAUUUCUAUUUCUCACUGUUUAUUUGUUUAAAUACAUUUUCAUGUACAAGUAUGUCAGCUGAAGCAAUCAAAUAAAAUAAAAUUAAUUUGAGAGGAAACAAAAA
Gigantopelta aegis is the source of this 4142-nucleotide messenger RNA. RefSeq names its product coiled-coil domain-containing protein 74B-like. Lineage: Eukaryota; Metazoa; Mollusca; Gastropoda; Neomphalida; Peltospiridae. The coding region runs from base 495 to 1601 and encodes 368 amino acids. The record is from RefSeq and is a predicted model, not a curated record. The transcript has 8 exons.